UUUGCUGUGUGCCUUUAGCAAUUUCUUUCGUGUGAAUAAAGGUGCCUACAUUUUGUUUUUGUAUUGAAAAUGUAUAUUAAAUUUUUAUAGUGUAAGUUUUUCCUAUUCAAUACGAUUUGUACUUUUUUUUGUACAAAGUCCACUAAAAUAUAACAAAUGCGUCGAUUGAUUUGUGCGUUAAACAAAGUGAAACAAUUGUCCUUGCAGUAAUAUUACGUAAGUGAAGAAAAAGUGAGUCAAUUCUUAUUACGGAUCGACAUCGAUGAACAAUAAAUCGAUGUACCUCUCUUGGAAGGGAUGAUCGUAGAUCCGUUCGGCAGUUCGGCGUUCGUGGCCCGUGCUUUGGUCCAAUAAAAUGGGUGAAACCUAAUCUCGGGCUUUUAGUCUAGCCUUUUCACGUCGAUUAAAAGUUUGUUUUUUUCAACGUCCCAAUAAUUAUUUGCCGUUGAUUCGGAGAAAAGUGAAAGGGCCGGAGAUUCGGCGAGUCGGGAUUUACGGAUACUCGGGUUGGACUUCCUUUUCGCUUCAGUCACUCCGAAUCCGCAGGCGAGGAACGCGUUUCUCCACAAAUUUUGGACGCAAAUUUCGAAAAAUGGGAAGGAAAAAGAAGAAGCAGUCGAAACCCUGGUGUUGGUAUUGCAACCGAGAAUUCGACGAUGAGAAGAUUCUCAUUCAACACCAGAAAGCCAAACAUUUCAAAUGCCACAUCUGCCACAAGAAGCUGUACACCGGCCCUGGGCUCUCGAUUCACUGCAUGCAGGUACAUAAAGAAGCGAUUGAUAAAGUGCCGAAUUCGAUGUCGACAAGGUCAAACAUUGACAUAGAAAUUUAUGGAAUGGAAGGCAUCCCCCCAGACGACCUUCGAGAACACGAGCGACAAAAACAGGGAAAACACGGUCGUGCGGGUUCACCCAGCAGUGGGGAGGACGAACCCACUCCAAAGAAAAAGGCAGACAUGCCUGGUGUGAUGGCGGGUGCACCAUCAAUCCCUGGUGCCAUGCCAGGGCACCCUGGUUUUCCUCCAAUGGGACCAUUGAUGGGCCCCAUGGGUCCCAUACCACCCUUUAUGCCUCCUGGACUUGGUAUGAUGCCUGGUGGACCAAUUCCAUCUGGACCGCCUAAUGUUCCAUCACCACAUCUACAGAAUAAACCACUCUUUCCUAGUGCUGCAGCAAUUGCUUCAACAUCGAGCCAUGCAGGUACUAGUGAUUCAAAAACCACUUCAACUGCAACGAUUGGUCCUGUAAAACCAACAUUCCCAGCAUUUGGGGGAUCCAAUUCAUCCAGUGGACAGUCUGAACCACAAAAAGUAGCUCUUAUUAAUAAUGUCGGUGGUUCGAGUAAAAUCAUUCAUCCCCCUGAGGAUAUUUCAAUGGAGGAGUAUAAAGCUAAAAUGAUCAAAUCACAAGUCAGAACUCCUAGUGAGCCAGCAGACGAAACUCCCACUUCGUCUCCAUCACAAGCAAGCUCAUCUCAUACUAAUACACCAUCACAUUCACAACAACAGCACCAACAGCAACAGCAAGCGACAGAGGAACGAAGGUUACAAGUAGGUAGGAUACCAGGACUUUCAGUCCCAGCUUCUGCUGGGAUGCUCCCUCCUGCUUCUAGCGUUGCAAUAAUGUCGAUGGCAACAUGCCCUCCGCUUAUGAGAGCACCUCAAACAAUACCUCUCAUAUCUGCAAGUAUGCCUAUUCUUAGGCCGCACCAAAUGCCAAUUCAUCCAGGUCUUAUAGGUGGAGUUGUGCCACCCCACAGCGCCGGAGUUGUCCCGUACGGUGCCGCUGGCCACCCGAUGGCUUUUCCAGGCCCCCCAGUACUUGCCCCAAUGAUUCCUCCUCGCUUCAGAUGAUCAGGUUUGCUGGGGGCCCUUUGCCUCCUCUGGCCCCAACCCUAAGUGCACUCUCACUCCUGCUCUCUCUUUCUAAAUGACACGUUUUUUCUAAAUCUUUUGUUGGCAGUUGGUGUAGUUUAUGGAACUUUUUAUUUAUCCACAUUAUGUUUCUACAAAUUAAAUGAAAAAAUCGACAUGCAUGUAUUUUCCUGUUUUAAACAUAUUUAGUUUUUUUUUUUUUUUUUUUUAUCAUGUCCAGAAUUAUCAAUCGUGAUGCUACACUAUAACACUUUAGUAUGAUAAAAUAUCAAUAUCACACUAUCAAACAAUCCUUUAUUUGACAUUCAUAAUGUAAUUAAAUCAAAUUACAGUAGAAAAUAUGCACCUUUAAUAAUGGAAUUUGCUAAGGUGAAAAGAGAGAAAGAGAGAGAGAGAGCGAGACAGAGAGAGAGAUAGAGAGAGAUUUGUGCUAAAGGAUAAAAUACGAACCGGGGCACAGAGAGUCAGAGAAAGGCGACUGUAGAGGAAAAUGUUAUCUAAUUUGAAAUAAGUUGAGGAAAAGAAAAUUUCUCGCCUCAUAAUCUUCUUUACAACCAGCAAAGGUAAGCCGUGAUAUAUAUGCAUAUGCACAUGUGUAUAUAUUUGGACAUCCAAAGUAAUAUAACAAAUUGGAGAAGUCGGCUAUUUUUGUUUGGUGGGGGAAUUUAUUUUGUGAGGGAACUAUUUUGUCCUCAAACAAACACGGAUCGUCGACAGAAGGAAAGGAAUCCCAGCGAAUCUUCAUCAUUCACAUCAUAGACAUCAACAAUUUCAAUAUAAGAAUUAUAUUUACACCUACCUUUACAUUGUACUUUAAUUAUUUUAAACUUAUGAAAUGAUAGGUAAAAAAUUGACGUUUCAAGUUUUCAUAAUUAUUUCAUUGGAAUAAAAGAAAUUGCUUUCAGUUUUCAAAAUAAGUUGACAAACGUAUUUUUACGUUGAUUCAUGACAAGUUUGUGUAAAUCAUGAAAAUUAAAAUGAAAAGAAUGGCAACUACUUGUGAAUUAUUAAGCUUUAAUGUAGGUAGCUUAAUAUAGAAUGGUUUAGUGUUAUUGAAAAUUAUAAAACAUGUAUUUUAUUCCCUAGCUUUUUAUCUGUUUAAAUGGUAAGUUUAUAUUUAUUAGAAUUUCAAGCCACUUACAACCAGGCACCAGAGGGAAACUUUAGGUUUAUUCGUUCAUAUUUCCAUAAUUAUACAAACCAAUUUUCCUUUUAAGCAAUUUUUUUUUUCAGUUUCUAUUUUGAAAAAGGAACUGAACAAAAUAAAACUAAAACAUCAGUAACAAUAUAGAUACCUAAAAGUUAACUUAUGUGCCUACUAAGAACAGGUUGGUUUAUUCAUUUUAUAUAUUAUCUGAUGUAAAAAUUAAUUUAAUUCACCCAAGUUCUUUUCUGGUUUCUACUGGUUCUACGGUAAGUCUGCAUAAGGCUAAUACGUUCAAGUAGUGAAUGAACAAUUGACCAUUGUACAUUAUAAUUCAAAUUGUAAAUAUUGGGAACUUCUGGUAUAAAAUAGAGAACAUGUAUGCUAAUGUUAGAUAUUUUUUUUUUAAAUUAUAAGAUUAAAAGAAGAAAACAACAAGGCAUUGAAAAUGAUUUUUUAAAACUUGACAUUUGGUUUUAAUGUGUCUGUUUUAUUGUCUGUUCUUUAACACAUACAGUGAAGCUUGUAAAAAAGUUUCUUGUAUUCUUAAAUUAGUUCUUUGUUUUUCUUUUUAUAAAUAUAAUGAUUGGCCUGGAUUUUGCAUAGUUGCAAAUUCUAGAUAACUUAUUCAAUGGUCAAGUAAGAACUGUUCACUGUUAGGUUAUGGCUUUUACUUCUUGGUUAUUGUAAAAUCAAUUGUAAUUAUGAUUAAUGGUCAACGCGAUGCAAGGAUAUUUCCAGUGUCAAAGGUACUAUUUGUGUUGAAUUUUUACUGAGUUUGUCACGUGUUUGGUUUUAAAAUGCAGUUAAGAUGUUAGAGUCAGUGGACAUUUCUUCUUCAAAAGGUAUCUAGCCAAUUUUUAUUUUUCUAUUAUUUAUUUUAUUUUUAAUUUAUCCUUUAGUUAAUUUUUGACGGCCGUUUUUGGAAAAUGUUAAAGGUAGAAAACCUAAAAUCGCUGUUGGAUGAUCUUGUGUCGUCCCUUGUCAUUGUUCGAGCAGUGACAGGUGAAAUUACUAUUCACAGCACACCCUCGAUUAUGCUAACUAGUUAUUUUUUAAAAUUAUAAUAAUGGUUACCCUAUAAUAAAUUGCAGUUUUAUUAAGAAUUAUGCUUAUAGUCCUGAGAGACAAAUCACAGCGUGAAUCCUGUUGGACUUGAUUCAAGUUCCCUGACGUUCUGUUCCUCAUGCAUAAUUAAGUAUAUUUUUUUUGUGUUUUUAACGGGUUCAGACGUCAGGCGACCGUUUCCUCAAAUAAGAGCCAAUUUGUUUUAACAACAGUUAAAGUAUGAGGCGUAUUAAAGGGGUAACGAUCACAGGAGCUGUUGGACAUGUCUGUCCCUUGUUGGUAUUAACAGGCGAUUGUCUCUCACUAUCUCACUCUUAAAUAAUGUCAAUUUAUUUUCUUGUACCUUUUUCAUUGAAUUAAUAAAAAGAAAAAAAGAUUAAAUUCUAAGACUCGCAAUAUUUUUUUUUUAAAUCUUCGUGUGCACAAUAUUGUAAUUUAUAGUCAUAAUUAUUAUUUGUUUUGUAUACCUUUUUUGCUGUUUUGAUGAGAUUUUGGUGAAUUGUUUGCUUGUCUUAGCUAAUUUAAUCAUCCUAAGGUGCGUAUGUUCACCUUUAUAAAAAGAAAAUUAUCUAAACGGUUCUUUUUACUGUAUUUUCUUCUCAUGAAUUAAACAAAAAAUUGUUGUUUUGACCGACUUUUUCUUCUAAAUGAUUGCAGACGCAACACACAAACACAAUUCUCGCUUUGAAAUCUGCCCUCGUGUCUCACUAGGGACAAGUCGUGUGCCAAAACAAAUUACCUGUCAAUUUGUAAGUACUAUAAAUGUUUCUGAUUUUCCUUUUUCCUAAAUAUGUAAUCAUUUUUCUCCAUGUGACUUUUGUGUGGACGUCAUGUCCCAAGCUUGGAAACUUUUUAUUUCUUUUAGCUAUACUGUGCACUUGGUGCAUGACGAUCGACUAGUUUAUUUUUCUUUUUCUUUGUAUUAACCGAUUUUGUUGCCUAAAUGUUGUAGCCAAGCAGCACAUUAAAAGUACAAAUGUUCAGAUAGUUUUAAUAAUGACGUGUUAUUUGUACAACCGUUUAUAAAUGUUACUUUCGAAAUAAAUGUGUUAUUGACAAAAAAA
Messenger RNA from Cimex lectularius (bed bug), 5149 nucleotides. RefSeq names its product BUB3-interacting and GLEBS motif-containing protein ZNF207 (gene BuGZ). NCBI's taxonomy places the organism in Eukaryota, Metazoa, Arthropoda, Insecta, Hemiptera, Cimicidae. Gene Ontology annotation, molecular function: DNA binding. The transcript has 10 exons. The coding region runs from base 593 to 1852 and encodes 419 amino acids. The record is from RefSeq and is a predicted model, not a curated record. Gene Ontology annotation, cellular component: nucleus.